This is a messenger RNA of Anisakis simplex (herring worm), 243 nucleotides long. The record is from the annotation of a GenBank genome assembly. NCBI's taxonomy places the organism in Eukaryota, Metazoa, Nematoda, Chromadorea, Rhabditida, Anisakidae.
AUGAUCAAACUGGCCAACACAGAGGAGCACGUCAAAAACUAUCGACCUCAACUGCUUGUGCUCACUGGCAAUCCUGCCGCAAGACCGUCAUUGGUUGAUUUCGUUUACAAUAUCACCAAAGGAUCAAGUCUUAUGAUUUGUGGCUAUGUUGUGCCGUAUGCUCCGUGUGAUCGCGUAUUUGCUGUGAUCAAAACGUUGGAUAGGCAGCUGAAUGCAUGGCUCAAAAAACGUCACGUGAAGUCG